CCGUGAAAUUGUUCCCUCUGGCAGUUUGAGAGGUGGUGGCUGGGUUCACAAUAAUGUCGUCCAGAAAGCCACGGUCCGUGGCAAACCCACUGGAGUCAGCGAUCACCACUCCCAGUGAGAGGAUCCUGAAGGAAUGUCACGGCUUAUAUAUCGACAACGAAAACGGCCUGGUAAAAAUCGCCAGCAGCCUUGGGCUCCGUCUCUUGCCUCCCAGAAAGAAAAUCAUUGUGAUGAUAAUGGGAAACCACUCUGCAGGGAAGAGCUCCUUCAUUAAUUGGUAUGUUGAAGAGCACAUACAGAAAACAGGCGUCGCCAUUGAAACGCAGGGGUUUACAUUCAUCACAAGCGGUCGCAAAAGAGAAUCAUUGACGGGGAACGCGACGCUUCAUCUCUACCCACACUUUCGCCCCCUUCUGGAGUUCAAAGGUGUGACGGACUACCUGUCUGCUGAAAUCUCCACCUCCAAGCAGAAGAAGUUCAACCUGGUGACCUUCGUGGAUACUCCAGGUCUGGUCGACGGGGACAUGAUCUAUCCUUUCGACGUCAACUGCGCCAUCACCUGGUUGGGAGAACAGGCCGACUUGAUAUUCGUGUUCUUCGACCCGAUGGGCCAGGCGCUGUGCAAACGCACGCUCAACAUCGUGGAGAGGCUGAGCGAGAAGUGUGGCGACAAGCUGAUGUUCUACCUCAGCAAAGCAGACGAAGCUGGGAAGGAAACGGACAGACAGAGGGUGAUGAUGCAGAUAGUCCAGGAGCUGUGUCGCCGCCCAGGUCUCAACAAAUGUGGUUUUGAGAUGCCGACAAUUUACAUCCCUAACCCACAGAAGCCGAGCAGAUGCGUGAACCAGAUUGAUGGGGUUUGUCAGACCAUCGAGAAAACCAUCAACCAGGCUGUUCAGAAGACGCUGGACCAGCUGGAGAAAGACUGCGACCUGAUUUGUUCCACCAUCCACGGCAGACUGGAGCAGGACAGGGCUGACGUGACUUACAGCAGAAGUGUCCGUCUCCACUCCUUCCUGUGUGGAGCUGUGGGCGUUUUCCUCCCCGUCCUCUUCAUCCUCAGUUUCAUCGUGAGCACUUUCUCUAAAGAGCAGCUGGGCGAGAUGCUGGGUGAAGGUGCAGCGCUGACCUUCACCAUCUUUACAGGAGUGGUGCUAUAUUUUUGGGAAUGGAUACCAGAAGAUGGACAAGUCGUGUUUGUUAUAGUUUUUGGGGCGUUUUGCUACCUCCUGCUUCUCCUCGCUAAGCACUUUGCUGGCAAAAGGGUUAAGACUCUGUCAAAGAAGGAGAAGCGAGUGAUGACAGACUACAGAGAUUAUAUCCAGGAUAUUGUCAAAACCAAGAAGGGAAAAUUGUACGAGUGGUACCUCCAGCAGUGUGCAGCAGAAUAUGACCUCUGACCCCAAUCUGCAGGUGAAACGUCCGGUCCAGACAAGAUCACUGCCACAUUUACCGUCUCAACAAAAAAAAAGUGCCUCUGUCUUUGAGUUCAGGAGAAACUGUGAUUGUAGCCGUUUAUCAAAAUGUGAAUAUGAAAGUUUUGUACGUAGAAAUGAUGGUGUUUACAAACGGAAACAUUUUCUUCCAAUCGCAGCUGUUUUUAUCAACACAUUUCUUUGACGUCAUCGUUGACAUGAAGUUUCACCGCACAGUCCUAAAGUCUGUCAUGUUCAGAUGCCAGAAUAUGUUUUUUGUUCUAUACUGUUAAAGGUACAGUGU
Messenger RNA from Solea senegalensis (Senegalese sole), 1719 nucleotides. RefSeq lists its product as uncharacterized. The transcript is spliced from 13 exons. Gene Ontology annotation, molecular function: GTPase activity. The record is from RefSeq and is a predicted model, not a curated record. NCBI's taxonomy places the organism in Eukaryota, Metazoa, Chordata, Actinopteri, Pleuronectiformes, Soleidae. The coding region runs from base 54 to 1400 and encodes 448 amino acids.